This is a messenger RNA of Galeopterus variegatus (Sunda flying lemur), 2285 nucleotides long. It is a transcript of the gene SDAD1, whose product is annotated as SDA1 domain containing 1. NCBI's taxonomy places the organism in Eukaryota, Metazoa, Chordata, Mammalia, Dermoptera, Cynocephalidae. The record is from RefSeq and is a predicted model, not a curated record. Gene Ontology annotation, cellular component: nucleolus. Gene Ontology annotation, biological process: ribosomal large subunit biogenesis; ribosomal large subunit export from nucleus. Bases 99 to 2162 code for a protein of 687 amino acids. The transcript has 22 exons.
GGAAACAGUAGUCCGAGCUGCCGCUGAGAAGGGCUGGCAGCUGUCGGCCUCAUGAGAUUUCUUAGAACUGUUGGCCGCUGAGCCAGUGUGCAGCCAACAUGUCCAGCAGAAACAAUAACAAGCUGCCCAGCAACCUACCGCAGUUACAGAAUCUGAUCAAGCGGGACCCGCCGGCCUACAUCGAGGAGUUUCUACAGCAAUAUAAUCACUACAAAUCCAAUGUGGAGAUUUUCAAAUUACAACCAAAUAAACCCAGUAAAGAACUGGCAGAGCUGGUGAUGUUUAUGGCACAGAUUGCUCACUGCUAUCCAGAAGAUCUAAGUAACUUUCCUCAAGAGCUGAAAGAUCUUCUCUCCUACAAUCAUGCCGUCUUAGAUCCAGAUCUUCGAAUGACAUUUUGCAAAGCUUUGAUCUUGCUGAGAAACAAGAAUCUUAUCAAUCCAUCAAGUUUGCUGGAGCUCUUCUUUGAACUUCUGCGUUGCCAUGAUAAGCUUCUACGAAAGACAUUAUACACACAUAUUGUGACUGAUAUCAAGAAUAUAAAUGCAAAACACAAGAACAAUAAAGUGAAUGUAGUCUUGCAGAAUUUCAUGUAUACCAUGUUAAGAGACAGCAAUGCAACUGCAGCCAAGAUGUCUUUGGAUGUGAUGAUUGAACUCUACAGAAGAAACAUCUGGAAUGAUGCCAAAACUGUCAAUGUUAUCACAACUGCAUGCUUCUCCAAGGUCAUCAAGAUAUUAGUAGCUGCUUUGACAUUCUUCCUCGGGAAAGAUGAAGAUGAGAAACAAGACAGUGACUCAGAAUCUGAGGAUGAAGGACCAACAGCAAGAGACCUGCUAGUGCAGUAUGCCACAGGGAAGAAAAGCUCCAAAAACAAGAAGAAGUUGGAAAAGGCAAUGAAAGUGCUCAAGAAACAAAAGAAGAAGAAAAAACCAGAGGUGUUUAACUUUUCAGCUAUUCACUUGAUUCAUGAUCCCCAAGAUUUUGCAGAAAAACUACUAAAGCAGCUGGAGAGCUCUAAGGAGAGGUUUGAAGUGAAGAUGAUGCUCAUGAACCUCAUCUCCAGAUUGGUGGGAAUUCAUGAGCUUUUUCUCUUCAACUUCUAUCCCUUUGUGCAAAGGUUUCUGCAGCCUCACCAAAGAGAAGUAACAAAGAUCCUUCUGUUUGCUGCACAAGCCUCUCAUCACCUUGUGCCCCCAGAGAUCAUUCAGUCAUUGCUCAUGACUGUGGCCAACAAUUUCGUUACUGACAAGAACUCUGGGGAAGUCAUGACAGUAGGAAUCAAUGCUAUAAAAGAGAUAACAGCUCGAUGUCCUCUAGCCAUGACUGAAGAACUUCUCCAAGACCUGGCUCAGUAUAAAACACACAAAGAUAAGAAUGUAAUGAUGUCUGCUAGAACUUUGAUUCAGCUUUUCCGAACACUGAAUCCUCAGAUGUUGCAGAAGAAAUUUCGGGGUAAGCCUACCGAGGCCUCCAUAGAAGCGAGAGUACAAGAAUAUGGAGAGCUGGAUGCUAAAGAUUACAUUCCAGGAGCAGAAGUUCUAGAAGCUGAGAAAGAAGAGAAUGCGGAAGAUGAUGAAGAUGGAUGGGAAAGCACCAGCCUUGGUGAGGAGGAGGAUGCCGAUGGUGAAUGGGUUGAUGUGCACCACUCUUCCGACGAAGAACAGCAAGAAAUUUCCAAGAAGCUGAACAGCAUGCCCGUGGAAGAGCGGAAAGCCAAAGCUGCAGCCAUCAGCACUAGUCGAGUUUUAACUCAGGAAGACUUCCAGAAAAUCCGCAUGGCCCAAAUGAGGAAAGAACUUGAUGCUGCCCCCGGGAAAGCCCCAAAGCGGAAAUAUAUUGAAAUAGACAGUGAUGAGGAGUCCAGGGGUGAAUUACUUUCUCUUCGGGAUAUUGAACGCCUUCAUAAAAAGCCAAAAUCUGACAAGGAGACAAGACUAGCAACUGCAAUGGCUGGAAAGACAGACCGAAAGGAAUUUGUGAGGAAAAAAACCAAAAUAAAUCCAUUUUCCAGUUCCACAAAUAAAGAGAAGAAAAAACAGAAGAACUUUAUGAUGAUGCGCUAUAGCCAGAAUGUCCGGUCCAAAACUAAGCGUUCCUUCCGAGAAAAGCAGCUGGCACUACGUGAUGCACUUUUGAAAAAGAGAAAAAGAAUGAAAUAACUUCCAAACAAGUUUAAGGAGAAUGCAAAGUUUGUAUCAUUGCUCUGAAAAUUAGUAAAUCAAGAAUGUUUUUUUUUUCAUUAAAAAAGUUCAGAAGUACUAUAUUGUGAAAUUCACUGUAAA